Molecule: messenger RNA, 378 nt
Organism: Fusarium graminearum PH-1
Lineage: Eukaryota; Fungi; Ascomycota; Sordariomycetes; Hypocreales; Nectriaceae
Exons: 1
Coding region: 1-378 (125 amino acids)
Source: RefSeq, a predicted model, not a curated record
AUGCCAAAAAAGGACACCAGGGAGCAGCGACACCGUCUAAGACGGCUUGGAGGAGAUGGAGGAGGGGGGGGGGUAGAGGAGGAGGAGGAGGGAGAUUCCUCCCAUGUCGGCCAGGGGCCUUCCUUGGCCUCCUCCGCGAUCAAGCCGGAGAAGCCUAACGCAGCGUCGAUAUCAUUCUGCGUUGUUGACCUUGCUGAAGUUGUACCUGGCUCUUCGUACGCCAGGUACGCCUUCAGCAAGGCCACAAGUUCGGAAAGGUCGGCCUUCUUCGGAGGCAUCGUUGUUGGUGUUGGUGUUGGUGCUGUUGCUGUUGAUGAUGGCAUUGAGAAGAACAGGGACACAAUUGAAGAACAUAUUGCUGGAAGUUACGCAUUGUGA